Trifolium pratense (red clover) is the source of this 1250-nucleotide messenger RNA. RefSeq names its product expansin-like B1. Gene Ontology annotation, cellular component: extracellular region. NCBI's taxonomy places the organism in Eukaryota, Viridiplantae, Streptophyta, Magnoliopsida, Fabales, Fabaceae. The record is from RefSeq and is a predicted model, not a curated record. Bases 133 to 897 code for a protein of 254 amino acids. The transcript is spliced from 5 exons.
UUCAUCUUUGGAAUGUCAAAGUUGGUAACAUUGACCAGAUUCUCUAUAAAUAGGAGAAAUCCACUUCCCUUCAUGCAUCACAAGCUCUCUUUACCAUCCUGAAUUCUGUCUGCUUUAUCCAUUCUGUCCUACAUGGCACUCUCUCUUUUGUGUACUGUUGUCCUUACCACCUUUCUUUUCAUGCAAACUAUGGCAGAUACUUCAUGCAGCGAUUGCUUUGUUCAAUCUCGUGCAUCAUUUUACCCAAACUCUGACGAAAAAGGCACGGAUGCUGGUGCAUGUGGAUUUGGGUCCUUUGGUGCUACCAUUAAUGGCGGAGAUGUAUCGGCUGCAUCUAGUCUUUAUCGAGAUGGAGUUGGCUGUGGCGCUUGUUACCAGGUGAGGUGUACCAACAGUGUUUAUUGCUCAGGCGACGGUGUCACUAUAGUUUUAACUGAUCAAGGCUCAGGUGAUAAUACUGAUUUCAUUCUUAGCCAACGAGCCUUUAGUAGGAUGGCUCAGAACAAGGAUGCAGCUGCUUCUCUAUUAGCUCUUGGUGUAGCUGAUAUUGAAUACAGACGUGUUUCAUGUAACUACCCAAAUAAAAACAUUACAAUUAAGAUCGAUGAAAGCAGCAGCAACCCUCAUUACUUGGCUUUUGUCUUAUGGUUUCAACAAGGAAGGAGAGACAUAACUGCUGUGCAGCUCUGUGAGACUCAGAAUUUUGUCUGCAAAUUACUGGAUCGGGAUCAUGGCGCUGUCUGGACUACUACAUCUCCGCCAAGUGGACCUUUGUCUUUAAGGAUGUUGUUUAGUACUGAAGAUGGAGACGAUACAUGGAUCGUUCCAGUUAAUAACAUACCAGAAGACUGGAAGGCUGGAGAAACAUAUGACUCAGGAGUACAAGUAGACCAGUAGAGAAGCACCAAAGAAAUUGUUUAUUUAUAUGCUAAUAUUAUUGCCCUGUUAUGAAAGAAAUAAAUGUUAGUAACAGGCCUCUAAUUAAGAUUAAUGCUGGCCUAAUCUGAUAGAUCUGUAACUGCCUAGAUUUCUGAAUGUUUAUGUCUGUAAGACUGUAACUGUUUCCGUCGGUCUGUCGUAACUUCACAUGGUGUGUCUAUUUAAAUAAAGUCGGGAAAUAGAAAUUUGGGUAUUGGGUUAGUUGUUUUAGUUUGGUGGUUAUGGGAGACGGCAGGCUCUUGGACAACCUGUAGUCUUUUGUAACAUUUAUGUUAUCAUGUCAAUUCAAUAUAAGUUCAUUUAUUCAAUUA